This is a messenger RNA of Parastagonospora nodorum SN15, 1284 nucleotides long. RefSeq lists its product as hypothetical. Gene Ontology annotation, molecular function: ATP binding; cyclin-dependent protein serine/threonine kinase activity. The coding region runs from base 1 to 1284 and encodes 427 amino acids. The transcript has 3 exons. Gene Ontology annotation, cellular component: nucleus; cytoplasm. Gene Ontology annotation, biological process: protein phosphorylation. Lineage: Eukaryota; Fungi; Ascomycota; Dothideomycetes; Pleosporales; Phaeosphaeriaceae. The record is from RefSeq and is a predicted model, not a curated record.
AUGUCCAAGUCGCGCGUGGGUUGCAUCGAUGCGAGAAAUGAGAGGCCACAGACGGGGUUUGGAAGGCGUAGAGCCCCCGCCAGCGCACCCCCGCCUGCCGACGACGUUCGCUCGACGCUGCGCAUUGCCAGCAAGUUCGUUACCGCCUCGGCCAUCCUCUGGGACCCCAAGUUCACCGACAGACCGCCCCCGGGCGAGCUCAAGGCCACGCACGCGGGGACGCUUGCUGUUCCUUUCCGCACAGAUUCGUCCAUCAGCGUCCGCAACCUCGGCGGAGGCCAAAUCAUCCCCGUAGUCCCCAUCAUGGACAACCGCCGGCACCCGAGCUCGUUCCAGCAGCUGGAGAAGCUGGGCGAGGGCACAUAUGCUACUGUGUUCAAAGGCCGUAAUAGGCAGACGGGCGAGCUGGUGGCCCUCAAGGAGAUCCACCUCGACUCCGAGGAAGGCACGCCCUCUACGGCCAUCCGCGAGAUCUCCCUUAUGAAGGAGCUCCGCCACGAGAACAUUGUCCUGCUCCACGAUGUUAUCCACACCGAGAACAAACUUAUGCUGGUGUUCGAGUUCAUGGAUAAGGACCUGAAGCGAUACAUGGACUCGCGCGGCGACAGAGGCGCUCUGGACCCUGCCACCAUCAAGUCCUUCAUGUACCAGCUGCUGCGGGGCAUCGCCUUCUGCCACGAUGCACGCGUCCUGCAUCGCGACCUGAAGCCCCAGAACCUGCUCAUCAACAACCGCGGACAGCUCAAGUUGGCCGAUUUUGGUCUUGCCCGCGCAUUCGGAAUCCCAGUCAACACCUUCUCCAACGAAGUUGUAACGCUGUGGUAUCGCGCUCCUGACGUCCUGCUCGGCAGUCGCACUUAUAACACAAGCAUCGACAUCUGGUCCGCAGGCUGCAUCAUGGCCGAGAUGUACACCGGACGCCCCAUCUUCCCGGGAACCACCAACGAGGACCAAGUGCAGAAGAUCUUUAGGCUGAUGGGCACACCGUCUGAGCGCUCGUGGCCCGGCAUCUCACAGCUUCCAGAGUACAAGACCAACUUCCCCGUGUACGCAACACAGGACCUGCGCCACAUCCUGCCGCAGGUCGACCAGGUUGGUCUCAACCUGCUCAGCAGCAUGCUUCAGCUACGCCCAGAGAUGCGCGUAUCCGCAGCAGCCGCCCUGCAACAUCCGUGGUUCAACGACCUACCUCAAAGGCAGCAUGAGCACGCCAUGGCGAGUGCGCAGGCCCAGGCACAGCAGGCACAGAUGGGGGGCUACCAAGUACCACAGAACGCCUACUAG